AUGGAAACGUCCCAGGUGUCUUCGUCUUUAGGGUCUGGAUCUUCUCUGAAAAACUUGCCCACCACAGACCGCAGCUCGGCCUCGAUCUCGCGGUCCCAUUUGGGGGACAUGGGCUCAACUUUCUCCUCCAUGACCUGGAAUUCCUCCUCUUCGUCAGACUCUGCGUCUGUCAGAUACUGCGGGGUGUGUUUUGUAUCUUCGUCCUCCACGGCCAUAUCGUCCUCUGUCUCGUCGUCGUACUCGUCGUAG
Molecule: messenger RNA, 249 nt
Organism: Ogataea philodendri
Lineage: Eukaryota; Fungi; Ascomycota; Pichiomycetes; Pichiales; Pichiaceae
Exons: 1
Coding region: 1-249 (82 amino acids)
Source: RefSeq, a predicted model, not a curated record